CCUCCCCCCCCCCCAUUCGCCCUCACCCCCGCGCGUCCCAGCCAUGGCGGAUCGGUACAGCUUCUCCCUGACUACCUUCAGCCCUUCGGGCAAGCUCGUCCAGAUCGAGUAUGCCCUGAACGCCGUUGCGUCGGGCUUCACCUCCAUCGGAAUAAAGGCGUCGAACGGCGUUGUCAUCGCCACCGAGAAGAAGCUCAGCUCCAUCCUCAUCAGCGAGGACACCGUGGUCAAGGCGGUCCCCAUCUGUGACACCAUCGGUCUGGUGUACAGCGGCAUGACCCCGGACGCCAAGGUGCUCAUUGACCGCGCCCGCAAGGCGGCCCAGUCCUACCGCCGGGUCUUCAAUGAGGAGCCGCCCGUGCUGCAGCUCGUGCGCGACAUCGCCUCGGUCAUGCAGGAGUACACCCAGUCCGGUGGUGUCCGCCCGUUCGGUGUGUCUCUGCUGGUUGCCGGCCAUGACCACAAUGGCCCGGCCCUGUACCAGGUUGACCCGUCCGGGUCUUACUUCGCCUGGAAGGCGGCUGCCAUCGGCAAGAACAUGCUCAGCGGCAAGACCUUCCUCGAGAAGCGUUACACCGAAAACAUCGAUCUGACUGAUGCCAUCUACACGGCCAUUCUGGCCCUGAAGGAGGGCUUCGAGGGGGAGCUCACCGAGAACAACAUUGAGGUUGCCGUUGUGGCGCCGGCUCCGCCGGAGGCCGCCUCGUCCGCCGGCGGCGUGGUUGUCACCGGCGGCAACCCCGACGACCCGCUGUACCAGACCCGGCCGAUCUUCCGGCGUCUGACCCCGGCCGAGAUCAAGGACUACCUUGUCAACAUCUGAGCAUGCCUCGCGCACAUGCACGUGUGCCGGUUUCUCCCUUUUUUUCUUCUGGCCAUCCUCCUCCUCGCCUCCCCCUCGUUCUGCCAGCCGGGGGUCAGUCCCGCACACAUGAGUGCGCCCAUGCGUGCGCCCAUGCGUGCGUCCGCGCCCACCGCUCGCCGCCCGCCGCGCGCCGCCCGCGCCUGUGUGGUGUACAUGUCCCUUUCCCAGUCCAACGCCCCCCCCCCCCCCCCCUCC
This is a messenger RNA of Fonticula alba, 1060 nucleotides long. Its product is annotated as proteasome subunit alpha type-2-B. The record is from RefSeq and is a predicted model, not a curated record. The transcript is spliced from 4 exons. The coding region runs from base 44 to 823 and encodes 259 amino acids. Gene Ontology annotation, biological process: ubiquitin-dependent protein catabolic process. NCBI's taxonomy places the organism in Eukaryota, Rotosphaerida, Fonticulaceae. Gene Ontology annotation, cellular component: proteasome core complex; proteasome core complex, alpha-subunit complex.